This is a messenger RNA of Cordyceps fumosorosea ARSEF 2679, 1725 nucleotides long. Its product is annotated as general amino acid permease AGP3. Gene Ontology annotation, cellular component: membrane. The coding region runs from base 1 to 1725 and encodes 574 amino acids. The record is from RefSeq and is a predicted model, not a curated record. Gene Ontology annotation, molecular function: amino acid transmembrane transporter activity. Gene Ontology annotation, biological process: amino acid transmembrane transport. The transcript has a single exon. NCBI's taxonomy places the organism in Eukaryota, Fungi, Ascomycota, Sordariomycetes, Hypocreales, Cordycipitaceae.
AUGCAUCACCAAUCGCCGCCCUCGGCCGACGGUCUUCAAAAAGACGACCCUGCUGCGACGUCGCGUGAAGGCUACAGCUCCCACGAGGUCGAUUACGAGUCCGCCCCUGCCUGGAAUGGCAUCGACACCAGCAGCGCCCAAGGCGCAAUCGACCCCGACUCAGGCGUAAAGCGCGGCCUCAAGAAUCGCCAUCUUUCCAUGAUGGCUCUCGCCGGCAUCAUAGGCCCCGGACUUCUUGUCGGUGCUGGUGGUGCGCUCAACAGCGGUGGACCUGCGUCGCUGCUCAUUGGAUUUGGUGUGAUUGGCAAGUUACCUUGUUCUCAUUCAUCUGUGAGCCGAGCUAACAUCUGCAUCCCAGGUAUCAUUGCAUUCGCCAUUAUGCAGUCCCUCGGCGAGCUUACUACCCUCUACCCUGGUGGUGGCUCCUUUGUCUCGCUCGCCGAGCGCCUUGUUGAUAAGUCAUUUUCUACCGCCGUAGGCUGGAAUUACUUCAUCAUCUGGGCCGCCGUCCUUGCCAACGAAUACAACGUCAUCUGCAGCAUCUUGGUGUACUGGGCGCCCAAGGUUCCCCUCUGGGGCUUCUUCCUGAUUUUCUGGAGCGUGUUUCUCGGUUUCCAACUUUUGGGCAUUGAAGCGUUUGGCGAGGCCGAGUUUUGGCUCGCGCUCUUCAAGCUACUUGGCCUGACUGCCUACUUUAUAUUCUCCAUUGUUUAUGCCUCUGGCGGCCUUGUUGGACAAAAAUCGGCACUAGGCUUCCACUACUGGCAUGAUCCCGGCGCGUUCAAUGGAAAUGGCUUCCGAGGCGUUGCCAAAGUCUUCAUAUUUUGCUCUACAUUUUACGCUGGUGUAGAGUCUGUGGCUGUGGCCGCUACGGAGACGAGAAACCCUGGCACUGCGGUACCUCAGGCUAUCCGACAAGUCUUUUGGCGCAUCAUUUUCGUCUACAUGGGAUCUGCCCUAUUCUUUGGCAUUACCUGCCCUGCCAACGCAGAAGGCCUCGUUGGUGGCGGUGCCAAGGCUCUGCAAAGCCCCAUGACCAUUGCCAUUCAAACCGCCGGAUGGGAGGGCGGCGUCCAUCUGAUCAAUGCGUUUAUCCUCAUCACUUGCAUCUCCGCAAUCAACUCCUCCAUAUACAUUGGCUCUCGAACAAUUCUCUACAUGGCCCAAUCUGGCAAGGCGCCGCGAAUCCUGGGCAACGUCAACAAGAUGGGCGUUCCCGUCGCCGCUAUUCUUCUUACCAACGCCGUAGGAGCUAUUUCCAUGAUGAACGUAUCGACCGGAGCCGCCAAGGCCUACUCCUACAUUGUCAACCUCUCUGGCGUAAGCACAUUCCUCGUUUGGGGCAGUAUCAGUUUUAUGCAUAUCCGAUUUCGCCGCGCCUGGACCACGCAAAAUCGAGACCUGGGCGAGCUUCCCUUCAAGAGUAUGGGCUAUCCAUUUGUCGCCUACUUCGGCCUUGCGGCCAACGUUUUUCUCGCCUUAGUCCAGGGAUGGACAACGUUUUCACCAUUCGUUGCCGGUGACUUUGUUGAUGCAUAUGUUCUUCUUCCUUUGUUUGGCGUCAUAUAUGUUGUUUGCAGGCUUGUCUGGAGGGAUGACAAGUUCAAGAGGAGUUGGGAAAUCGAUCUCGACGGCGGCCGCAGAGUCGAUAUGGACACCAAGGCUGCUAAUUACGAAGAGGGCCCAAAACCGCCUAUCUGGCGGAAAAUAUGGGACUGGUUCUAG